This is a messenger RNA of Eubalaena glacialis (North Atlantic right whale), 1844 nucleotides long. It is a transcript of the gene ASPN, whose product is annotated as asporin. Gene Ontology annotation, molecular function: protein binding. Lineage: Eukaryota; Metazoa; Chordata; Mammalia; Artiodactyla; Balaenidae. The transcript has 9 exons. The coding region runs from base 181 to 1419 and encodes 412 amino acids. The record is from RefSeq and is a predicted model, not a curated record.
UUUAAUCUCGCUUCUCAGUACUAACAUGGGCUAAUCUGUGGAAGCAGCUUAUUCCAGUGUCACCCAGGGUGCAGCCACACCAGGCUCUGCAGAAGGGUGUUUUUCUUUUAAAUGUAAUACCUUCUCAUAUUUUCUUCUUAAAUAGUAGCUGAGAACAUUUACGUUAUAGAUAAGUAGUACAUGGUGGAAAAUUCUACUUUCAAGAGAACUUACUCUCUUCUUACAAGAGUAAAUGGUGCUAGCCCUCAAGAAAUUGUGGCUCCAGACUAUUUUGAAGUUCUAGAUUGGUCCCCUACACAGGACAACAUGAAGGAGUAUGUGCUGCUAGUGUUCUUGACUUUGUGCUCUGCCAAACCCUUAUUUCACCCUUCGUACCUGACACUGAAGAAUAUGAUGCUGAAGGACAUGGAAGACAAAGGUGAUGGUGAUGCUGACAACUCUCUUUUUCCAACAAGAGAGCCAAUUAACCCCUUCUUCCCAUUCGAUCUGUUUCCAACAUGUCCGUUUGGAUGCCAAUGCUACUCGAGAGUUGUACACUGUUCUGAUCUAGGUUUGUCCUCUGUCCCAAGCAACAUUCCAUUUGAUACCCGAAUGGUUGACCUUCAAAACAAUAAAAUUAUGGAAAUCAAAGAAAAUGAUUUUAAAGGACUCAUCUCACUUUAUGCUUUGAUUCUGAACAACAACAAGCUAACAAAGAUUCACCCCAAAGCCUUUCUAACCACAAAGAAGUUGCGAAGGCUAUAUCUGUCCCACAAUCAACUAAGUGAAAUACCACUUAAUCUUCCCAAAUCAUUAGCAGAACUCAGAAUUCAUGACAAUAAAGUUAAGAAAAUACAAAAGGAGACAUUCAAAGGAAUGAAUUCUUUACAUGUGCUAGAAAUGAGUGCAAACCCUCUUGAUAACAAUGGGAUUGAACCAGGGGCAUUUGAAGGGGUAACAGUGUUUCAUAUCAGAAUUGCAGAAGCAAAACUGACCUCAAUUCCUAAAGAACUACCUUCAACUUUACUGGAGCUACAUUUAGAUUAUAAUAAAAUUUCAACUGUGGAACUAGAGGAUUUUAAACGAUACAAAGAUCUGCAAAGGCUGGGUCUAGGAAACAACAGAAUCACAGAUAUCGAAAAUGGAAGUCUUGCUAACAUACCACGUGUGAGAGAAAUACACUUGGAAAACAAUAAACUGAAAAAAAUCCCUUCAGGAUUACAGGAGUUGAAAUACCUCCAGAUAAUCUUCCUUCAUUCUAAUUCAAUUACGAAAGUGGGAGUGAAUGACUUCUGCCCAACAGUGCCAAAGAUGAAGAAGUCUUUAUACAGUGCAAUAAGUUUAUUCAACAACCCAGUGAAGUAUUGGGAAGUACAACCUGCAACAUUUCGUUGUGUUUUGAGCAGAAUGAGUGUUCAGCUUGGGAACUUCAGAAAGUAAUAAUUAGUAAUUAGUGAUAUCCAUUUAAUGUAAAAUUCAAAAAUUGUUACAUUUGGAAUACUUGAACUGUAUUUAAAAUGGUGGUAUUAUGCACAUAAGCAAAAAAUCUAUUCCCAUGUGGUAAGUCCACUGACUUACUGUACGACAAAAAAUUUCAACAGAAUUUUGCAAAAACUAUUGAUACAUCAGGAAUAAAGGAAAUAAGUAUCUGUUGCAGUUUCCUUUUACAUAUAAAUGAUUUUGCAUAAAUCUCAUGCUUGAAUGUUCUUUCUCAGUAACAAAAAAUAAGACAUUCAGUAUUUAACACUUUGUUAUCAAGUGCAUUUAAAAAAGAACUGUACUGUAAAUGGAAUGCUUGACUUAACAAACUUUGUGCUCUUUCAUCUGUUAUUAGAAAAAGAAAAUUGACAAGUACGGUUAUAUAA